Molecule: messenger RNA, 546 nt
Organism: Necator americanus (New World hookworm)
Lineage: Eukaryota; Metazoa; Nematoda; Chromadorea; Rhabditida; Ancylostomatidae
Exons: 1
Coding region: 1-546 (181 amino acids)
Source: RefSeq, a predicted model, not a curated record
AUGGAAACCGCUAAGGACUACAGUAAGGACGCCUUCCAUGAUGAAUUCAAUGCACUGAUGUCUAAAAUACCAAGCCAGCAGGUGGUCAUUGUCGGAAUCGAGGCGAAUGCGAAGAUGGGACUCGAGCAGCAAUCCGAUGUGCUAGGAAAAUGGUAUUAUCCAGCGGAGCGCACGUCGGACAACGGUGACCGUCUGGUCUACUUGUGCGAACAGACGGGCCUCAUCAUCGCUUCCACGUUUAAGAGGAAUCAUCGACACAAUCAGCUCACGUGGCAGGGGCCAACACUUCUAACGCCUGAAGAGCAGCUCAAGCGGAAGAUGAGGACUCUUAAGCUUCAGCUCGACUACGUUCUGGCGAGGAACAUUCCUCAGUCAGAUAUCCGAAAAUCUAGAGCUGUUUGGGACGUGGCGUUCGACUCUGACCACCGUCCAGUUCUUCCCAGCUUCAAGAUACGGUUAAACAAGAGAAAUCGAGGAGUUCCUCUUCAACCGAAAAUCGACAUGGCAGGCCUGAAAGACGAUGAAUGCAGAACAAAAUUCCGCUAA